Molecule: messenger RNA, 264 nt
Organism: Plenodomus lingam JN3
Lineage: Eukaryota; Fungi; Ascomycota; Dothideomycetes; Pleosporales; Leptosphaeriaceae
Source: RefSeq, a predicted model, not a curated record
AUGAAGCGGGUGGAAUCCAAGCAUACAUUCGUGCUUUACAAGGCCUUGUGUUGGAACUGUUGCUUUGUCUUCGGUUCCACUUGCUUGCCAAAAGUCCGCGGCUCAGCCCGUUCGGGUUGUAUAACUCCCAAUUCAAUAUCACCCGGGCUCGGAUUUCCCGAAAACUCAAUUCUGGAGACCACUUUACCUGCAUAUUCCCCGAAAAGAGGUAUCGCUGCAGAGUUGACCUUCCGGAUGAAGGUGUCCUUCUACUACGUCGAGUAA